Messenger RNA from Clonostachys solani, 1626 nucleotides. Lineage: Eukaryota; Fungi; Ascomycota; Sordariomycetes; Hypocreales; Bionectriaceae. The record is from the annotation of a GenBank genome assembly.
AUGCCAUCUCAACUAGAUGAUUCCCCUCCUCCCGUCCCGGGCCAAUUGACGGCACCAAGCCAGGAGGACCUCGCCAACGUCCCCAGCGAAGUAGUCCGACUCCUCGACUUCCUGCGAACCGGCGAGCAGGACCUGCAGUUCCUGACCGACCUUCGAGACGAGCACAUCGCCGACCUCGAGCGACAGCCAAUCGUGCUGCGACGAGUGGAUAGCGUGAAGGAGGGCGCGGGGAAGGCACUCGGGCAGGUCCGCCAGGUCGUCGACGGAGGUCUGGACAAGGUCCGCCAGAGCAGGUCGGCGUUCCGCAAGAGGAGUGCCAGGAAGUUCGCCGAGUCGGCCGAGUUCCGCAGCCAGGAGGCCGUCGUCACGAGGCACCAUGCGGCCAUCCUCCGCGAGCUGGUGCAUCUGCGCCAGCUCGCCCUGCGGAGCCCAACCUCGGGACAGAGAGACCAGCAGUCCAGCCGCGAUAGUGUGGUGAGUGCAGAGUCGGACGGUCCAAGAUCGAUACGGAGCUUCUCGACGACGAGCUCCAAGACGGACAGGCCCAAGUUUGAUAACAUAGGGCUCCUGGCAGAUCUCAUGGGCGAUUCCGGAUUGACAGAUUCUAAACCAGCCUUGCCGCCGCGGUAUUCGGCCAUCACAAGGUCGACAUUCCCUCUGGCAGAGAUGCACGGCAACUCAGGCCACCGAACAGACAGCGUAUCAUCAUGUCCUCCGAAUAGCUUCGCUGCAUAUGGAAAAGGCCCGAUCCUAGAUCCCGUCGAGCUGAGUGCGGAGCCGAAUACAGACUCUGGCCCGGUUGAGCUGCCCGGAGACAUCCCAACCAGUCCACCAGCAAGACCCGUCUCUACACCCUCGGCAACUGAUGACCCUGAAAGAAAGGGCACACCUUCAUCAGAGCCUCCCACGUCGCCUCUCCCCCAAUCCGAGACACGCCCAGAUGGACCAUCGCGUUCCAUUACUUUCGACCCGACAGACGACGGCGAUCUGCAGCCCUUCUCGCCGCUGGAUGACCUCACACCGUUCAUCCAGCCACCCCCGGUUGUCGAGGAAAAGCAAGUCGUCGAAGACGGAAGCUUCUUCGGACCGGCGUCGAUCAGCGUGUACGAAGAGAAAGAGGUUGUUGUUCGGCACAGCCAGCGGAAGAAGUCUUCGCAUCGCAUUCUACUCAACGAGCAAGACAGGGCCGGGCUUGCCCUACUCAUGGGGGAUGACACGGGAUAUUCAGGCCACUCGGUUGCCCACAGGUCAUCCGCGGUGUCACUGGUAUCCCUCAGUUCACAAGCAGGAACUUCCAUCACAUGGCCAAGCCCAUCUGUGGGCGAGCAGGCUUCGAUGAUCCCACCAGUCCCUACCCAGCCGCCGCCACCUCCUCCAGCUCCGCCCGUACCGCCAAAAGUUCCCCAUGGGACCAUCCCAAGAAAACCCACGCCUUCACAAUCCAGCUCUACGACAUCGCUGCCUUCUCAAAAGCAGAGCCCGGCCUCCGGUGCUGGCGAGAACGUAGCGCCGGCCGUCAUGCCGCUCACAACAAUUCCCCCGGAGCUCUUACUUGGACAACUUACCACCUCCCGAGGCCAACUGCAGACAGUCCCUGCUAUUGUUGUCCAGAAAGCAUCGCCCUGA